ACUGUAUCUUACUGAUGCAAAUUUUAAUAAAGGUUAUUUAAAAUUUUAAAAAUUAUUAUCGUCCCUUAAAGCAAGUCUCCCGCUUUAUUUUCUUAUAAUUUGAUGCGAAUAGUGUCUAAAAUUAUCCACACUCCUUUUCCAUCAUACCCAAAAUAAAGGUCACUUGUUCAGCUCGCUGUCUCUCUCUCUCUCUAUCUUCUUGGAUUCCCCACAUUCACACCCGCUGACACGUCCCAGUGCGUGUCUGUGUGUGUGUCUGUGUUUUUACUCCUUCGCGUGGUUCAGUUUCCUUUCAGUCCCCUCAAUUCAAUGGCGUCUGAUAGCAACAGCAAUAACGCCACCACCCACCACAAACCCAUGUCAUCAAGAAGCCACCAGCAACAACUGGUGUCCACUAUGAUCAAGCAGGGCUUCAUCUCCGAUCCCUUUCUCUCUCCCUCCCGCCUUAGCACUCUCUCUCCUCCCCCGACCUACCGGGCCCUCGCCACCCCACACCACCAGAGCCCUACCCUCUUCGAGGUCAUGUCGGUCGAGCAGGCCCGCGAGCCCAAGCCCGCGCUCGAGGCCCGCAAGAAGCUCCAAGAGAGGGUUUCCGCCGCCCUUUCCCAGGCCCCCUUCAAGAUUUGCGACCAAUGGGGGGCGGGUGACGUCAGGCUCACGGUGGCCGGCCGGGCUGAGGCCGGGGAGGUCGACGCCGCGGCCUUCCGGGUCACCGUGGAUGUGCACCGGCGGGUCUUGGCCGCCAAAAGCCGGUUCUUCGCCGAUAAACUGCGGCGGAGCGGGACCCACUCGGUCGAGAUUCUUGAGUGCGAUGACGUGGCUGUCUAUGUGGAAGCUGUCGUGCUCAUGUACUCUGCGGAAUUGAAGAGCAAGCUCCUCGGCAUGGAUGUUUCCAAGAUCUUGGCCCUUUUGAAGAUAUGUUCGGCAAUUAUGUUUGAAGAUGGGAUCAGGGCAUGCUUGGAGUAUCUGGAAGCAGUGCCAUGGUCUGAGGGAGAAGAGGAGAGUGUUGUUUCACAUCUAAAUCAGCUCCAGAUUGAUUGUUCAAGAGCAGAUACUGUGCUACGGAGAGUGAUAGCCGACCCUUCAACAUCUUCAAGGGCCGAGAAUGUCUUCUUGAAAUUGUCAUUGGGUGUUUUGCAGGCUAAAGAUGAUAAAGCCCGUAGAGAAAUGAAAGGGUUAAUAUCUCGACUGCUAAAGGAAGAUGAUAAUGGCAAUGGCCUCCAUGAUGCCCUUGAUAUCUCAAGAGAUAUAUUAUAUCAGCUUUGUCACAGAUGCCUAGGUUCUCUCGUUCUGUGCUUAUCCGGAACCACUUGCUUGGACGAAAGCAGGCAAGACCGAGGAGCUAUAAUGGCUGAGAUUUCCCGAGAAGCUGACAAUAUGCAGUGGAUUCUUGGCAUCCUUAUAGACAGAAAAGUGGGGGACGAGUUUGUGGACUUAUGGGCUGACCAGAAGGAGCUAGCAGUUCUUCACUCGAAGAUACCUACCAUGUAUCGCCACGAGAUAAGCAAAAUCACUGCCCAACUGUGCAUUUCUAUCGGGAAAGGGCAAAUUCUAGUGCCUAAGGAGACUAGGUUUGCCUUGCUGUCGACUUGGUUGGAAGCUCUUUACGAUGAUUUUGGAUGGAUGAGAAUGGGGGGGAAAUCUAUUGAUAGGAAAUUGAUUGAGGAAGGGCUUAGUCAAACAAUUUUAACGCUACCACUGCCUCAACAACAAUCGGUUUUGCUUAAAUGGUUUGAUAGAUUUCUUAACAAGGGCGAUGAUUGUCCCAAUAUUCAGAGAGCGUUUGAAAUCUGGUGGAGAAGGGCUUUUGUGAAACAAUAUGCAAUUGAGUCACAAUUGCAGCUAGCUGUCUGUGAUAUUCCAGACUGAUGGGUACGUUUGCUUGAAUUACAUGUCACAUGCUUCAAGUUACUGGUGUAAAUAAAAAUCCGUUCCAUCUCAUAUCCAAUCUGUUUAUAUCUUGUUCUUCUACAUUUCUGAUAAGAAUGAUAUCAUAUUCUAGAUCAAUGAAACAGGAGUUAUUCUUUCUUUAUUGUGAAUAUAUUGAUCUAUAGCAGCUGUUUUUGCUGAAGUUGUGUUUUUCUGGGUGGCAUUUUUGCCUUUUUGAAAAUCUUGCCAUAUAAUUGGUUUUAGCCUCUGUGAAGUUGAAAGUGCUACUUUAUGCAAAUAGUUCUAAAUAAGCGAUAUACACGUACAAACAUAUUCAAUUUCAAUGUGGAAUUCAUCAGAGUAUUAGGUCAUGGUUCAUUCUUAUCUAUUUGCUACUACAGUUUCACCUCUCAUCUCUUAAAUGCCUCAUUUCCGUCCACGUCUCUGUAACUCGUUUUCUGUAGUUUCUAAUCACACAAUACCAUUAUCAAUUUCAUAUUAUGAAGAAAUUAGUCUUUGGUAACAUGUUAAGAAGACCCUGGUAAACUAACCCCUUCUGUCAAACAAGGCUCUUCCGACUGUGGAAAUUCUGUCAACAGGGUUUGUUGAUCUUGUAGGAAUUGAGUAAUUUUCUUGAACGUACAAGUAUUUCGUGAUAACCUGAUUUGCUGUCCGCUCGUUUUCUACCUGUAUAAGCAAACUACUUGUUAUGGUUGUCCAUUUAUUCAGCUCUAAACUUCUCAUCAACCCGUCGUCUGUCAUGCCACAUUUUUAGGCCAACAGCAUGAAGAUUGGUUUAGCUUUUAUUCAUUAGUAUUCGGUGAUUGGUCACUGAGUGAUGUACUGAUGUUUUAUGCUAUAUCUCAUAUGUUACUGUAUGAAUAGAAAAUUGAGGAAUUAACUGAUAGGUAGCUAUGCAUAGAUAGAGAAAAAUGUAGCCCUUCUUCUCGAUGCAGUGGAUAUAUGGAGAAUCCAAGUGGCUUCUCACAUCUUUCUACCUAGUUUUGGGCUUACAAAGAGGCACAAGGCCAAGUAAAAAAUAAGAAAAUAAAACAAGGGGCAGGAUUACAGUGACAGUAAAUAACCCCUCAGAAAGAGGAGUGACUGUUUUUUUUUUUUUUUUGGUGCUGUAAAAAGUGAGUAGUAGAAUACGAAUAGGCCUCACUUCUGAGUGGCUAAGAAGUCUUGUGACUGUUUCUCGUACUUGAAAUUAGCCUUCUUGGAGUCAUCUGCAGACCAAAUGAAAAUCCCAUGAAGCUUCCCCUGCUUGCUCAGUGUGCUGCAGGCCUCGAAGAAGCCGUUUUUCGGGGAUAGCCCGCCGCUUCCAUCUGUCCCAAAACUGACCAGAACCUUGCCUCCCUUGUAGUUGGAGCUUUGCUCGUCGAAGUACUUAAGAAACUGAGAAACAGUGGUACCCUUUGGAUAGGCGUAGAACUGGAAAUUCACGUAGUCUAUGAGAUUGCCAUACUUUCUCCACAGAGCUAGAUAGUACGGCUUGACGGACUUAUCUUCAUACGGUGCUAUGGAGGCGAAGGAGAUGAUCUUAUUCUGUUUCAGGUAGAAGAGAAGUUUCCCGAUGCACUCGGCGAAUGUAUCGGUAUCCGAAUCGAAGUGCUCGUAAUCGAUGUCGAUUCCAUCCAAAUUGUAAGUUGUGACUAUAUCAGUUAUGGAGUGGAUGGCAUUUGCAACCCAGCUAUUGACUGAGGUAGGAUGAAAGAAGACUUGUUGUUUACUGUUUGUGGUGUCACCUCCAAGGCUCAUGCCUACUCUGACAUUUGCAUGCUUGGCCUUGAUCGCAGACACCUGAGACGGGCUGAGGUUGGCCGUAUCCCAGUAGACUCGGAAAUCACCGUUGGUGGGAGUCGGGUGGGAUCCGUCCGUGUAGUCGAUGGCGAAAGAGAGGAGGAAGUGGAAGUCAACGGCGGGGCUGAUCGGGACAUCCGUGAAUGUCACAUUGUUGCCCUCGGCUCCGAUGUAUUCUCGAAAGAGUUUCUCCGGCGGUGCUGCUCCGACGGUGGGGAGAUUGCAGAGGAGAAAGUGGAGAGGAGGAAGAAGAAGAAGAAAGAGAAGAGCUGUGGGUGAAUCCAUGCUGCUACUGCUGCUUUUUGGGGGUGUGUGUGUGUGUGAGGAUAUACAAAAUAAGGGUUUUUGUGGCUGUAUAUAUAUGGAUGUGAAAUAGGAAUGUUGGGGUGAUUGUGAUGAUGCCAUGCCGGAUUGGUUUGGUAUGUUGUGAUCAGCUCUAACAAUGCGUUUGUAUAUUGUGAUGGUUUUGUUUGUUGGGGUGUUGUCCAAAUUCUUACAAAGUUUGGUUUUGGACUGCAAUUGCCGAAUAGAGUUUGUGUUGCAAAUCA
Molecule: messenger RNA, 4220 nt
Organism: Salvia miltiorrhiza (redroot sage)
Lineage: Eukaryota; Viridiplantae; Streptophyta; Magnoliopsida; Lamiales; Lamiaceae
Product: BTB/POZ domain-containing protein At5g60050
Exons: 2
Coding region: 310-1869 (519 amino acids)
Molecular function (GO): protein binding
Source: RefSeq, a predicted model, not a curated record